UAUGUGACACAUGCUAUGAAAACAUGAGGAAAUGUAGUGGUAUUAUAUUUUUAUUUUUGUUGUGAAAUUAAUUUGUGUGGUAGUUUAACUGUUAAAAUUUAGUAUUCUGUGUAUGUAUAAAAUGUGUCCUUACAUUGCAAUCAUUUUAAUUAUAUUUAAAUUAAACUCUUUGGGUAUGCGUGCAAGUAAUGAGCACGCAACAGAAUGGAUUCAGAAACUUGGCAGGUAAACAAUGGAACGUAAAGUUUUUAAACAAUGGAGCACUAAUAUUUUAACUGGUUGACAAGAUUUUACACAGAAGAACUAUAGUUUACUGUUCAUAAUUGUUAGAAUUUUCUAAAUUUUAUAAUGUGCGUUUCUAAGACGGAUACAGAAGUAACAAAGGAGCAUCUCUACCCGGCCUCUUAAUGAAGUUCAAGGGGAGAGCAGACAGAAGCAACCAAUGGGAAACUGUUUUUCUUGCUUCAAAGUCCCUCCGCCGGCAGACUUGUCCAACAAUUCUUCCUUGGACAAGGGCAAGGACGAGAGGGAGCUGGUGAAUGUGAUCGGCUCCCUGGAGGAACCGCUCCACUUGCCGCUGACUGCGGGGGAGCAGCAGGCCAACGGGAACAGGAACUCGGUAGCGGGCGUGGGCGACAGCGACACCUUGCCCCGGGAGAAGCUGACGCGCCCCUUCUACGGCCGCCUGCCGCCCCUGGGGCGCUCCGCCGGCGGCGGCGAGGCCAAGGGCAAGGAGGCGUCCGACGCGAAGCUCAACGCCCUGUUCGAGCACUACCGGGACGCCGGCGAGGACGCCAUGCUGGCCGACGGCAUCGAGAGGUUCUGCGCCGACCUGGCCCUCUCGCCCGACGAGUUCAGAGUGCUGGUGCUGGCGUGGAAGUUCGACGCCCAGCAGAUGUGCCGCUUCUCCAGGUCCGAGUUCGUGGGCGGCUGCCGGGCCCUGCGGGCGGACACGCUCCGCGGCAUCCAGUCGCGGCUGCCCGAGCUGGUGGCGGAGGUGGCCGGGAGCCCGGACCUGUUCAAGGACCUGUACCGCUUCACGUUCCGCUUCGGCCUGGACUCGGAGUGCGGCCAGCGCAUCCUGCCGGCCGAGAUGGCCGUCUGCCUCUGGAGGCUGGUGUUCUCGGUGCGGGAGCCGGCCGUGCUGUCGCGCUGGCUCUUCUUCCUGGAGACCCACCCCCACGUCAAGGGCAUCCCGCGCGACACCUGGAACAUGUUCCUCAACUUCUGCGAGGCCGUGGACGAGGACUUGAGCUUGUACGACGACACGGCGGCGUGGCCCAGUCUGUUCGACGACUUUGUGGAGUUUGAGAACGACCAAGCAAACCAGAAUAUUUCUAAAGACAGAGACGAACUAAUCAAACAAGACUGUGAGUGAAUGUUUUGCUGCGAAAUUGUGAAAUAUAUGAAUGGUUAAAAAGUAUUUUUGUGAGUUACAUCAAAGACUGAUGUUUAUAUUUAAAAAAAUAAUAAUAAUAUUUUUUACAACAUAAGGUAAAUUGGGUUUUGUUUUGAAAAAUAACUUAAAAUAAACAUACUGGUUUUCUAAUCAACCUAUAUACUUGAUAGCAAAAUGUUAUUUCAAAUGUUGUUUCUGAAGAAAAUACUGUUUUAUGUUUAAUUUUUGAUCUUCAUCCUUACUGAGCAUGAAGUGUAAGCCAAUCAUGUUAACUUUAUGUUGGAUUAUUUGUCAGAAAUUGGAGGAAAAUGUGAUAUAUAAAAUAUUAUUGUGUUCAGUUAUCAGGGCAAAAAUGUAUAAACAGACCAUCUUUCUCAAGAGAAAGACUGAAUUGUGAUUUUUAUAGGUGUCAGCCUUUGUACAUUGAUUGAUGUUUCGUCAGACAUAAUUCUUGGAAAAAAAGGUGCCUCGUAGAGAAAUUUAUUUAUGUUGUAAUAUUUUCUAUGCUGAAAGUGAGCGGGAACAUUGGCAGUGUUAUGAUGUUAUUGAUUUUUGUUCUCAUUAAGUUAGCUGCAAAUUUUUAAGGCUUUGUAAAUAAAUUAUAUUAUUUAGUUGUGGGAUAUUUCAUAUCAAGUGAAUGUUCAGUGUUUGCUUGUAAUAUAAACAAUGAAUAUUUUUGUUAUUUUGGUAGCGGGGCAUACAGUGCUCCCAGUUGCAUAUCUGCAUGUUGGAAUCUCGUGUGUCUUAACAAUUUACUAUAUCUGUUAAUAAACUGUAAAGUCAGUGA
Molecule: messenger RNA, 2186 nt
Organism: Bacillus rossius redtenbacheri
Lineage: Eukaryota; Metazoa; Arthropoda; Insecta; Phasmatodea; Bacillidae
Gene: SCCRO3
Product: DCN1-like protein 3
Exons: 3
Coding region: 443-1378 (311 amino acids)
Biological process (GO): protein neddylation
Cellular component (GO): ubiquitin ligase complex
Molecular function (GO): ubiquitin conjugating enzyme binding; cullin family protein binding; ubiquitin-like protein binding
Source: RefSeq, a predicted model, not a curated record